CCGAGCCGACGCCGAGCUGCCAAACCUUCGGCUCUCCGGGUUAAAUCCGCGUCUGUUGGACCCCGACGGAGUCACUCGGACAACAAACUGUUCGAUUCGCACCGAGCUGGACCGACGAGCCGCCGAGAAGACGAAGACCGUUUGACCGACAAACGGCCCCCUCAGUCUAUGGGCUCGCAGUCCAGUUCUGGGAUGUCUGGUGGAAGGAGCUCUUCCAGCGACAACCCAGCUGAGCGGUCUGAAGGAGCAGAACCGAAUCGGGGCGGCGGCGGCGGCGGCCGGGGCCGCAGGUCGGCGGACAGACAGUCAGCAGCGGAAGAGGACGUCGACUUGGCUGAAGUGCUGGCUUACCUACUGAGGAGGGGCCAGGUGAGGCUGGUCCAUGGCAGUGGAGCCACGGGGCUGCAGCUGGUCCAGUCGUACUCUGAUUCUGAUGAGGACAGCGAUGGGGCCUGGGAGGGACGGCUGGGAGACCGCUACAACCCACCAGUGGACACCCAGCCCGACACACUCGAGGUGGACCGAAGUGAGAUCCGAACUCAGAUCCUGCUGGCCACGGCCUCCUCUGCCCUGAGGGGCAGACACAGUUUCACCCACAUGCUGACGGAGAGGGAACAGGGCAGAUGUAGAGGCUCCAGUUUUUCUCAUGGAGAGUGCAGUCGUAUCCGCACACAUUUCCUGCCAAACUAUGUAUCCCACAAAGACACAUACCAGCAGAAAGCUUUCUGUGGAGUGUACAGCGAGGAUGGCAACAUGUUCCUCUCUGCCUGCCAAGACCAGAACAUCCGCUUGUACGACACGACGAGGGGACGCUUCAGUCUGCGGCGGACAGUGAAGGCUCGGGACGUGGGCUGGAGCGUUCUGGAUGUGUGCUUCACUCCUGACGCUCACCACGUGCUGUACUCCAGCUGGUCUAACUACAUUCAUUUGUGCAGUAUAGAAGGAGACAGUGAAAACCACACCGCCCUGGACCUCAAUCCAGAUGAGAGGAGGUUCUGUGUGUUCUCCCUGGCUGCGUCCACAGAUGGGAAGGAGGUCCUGGGGGGAGCUAACGACGGCUGCCUUUAUGUCUUCGACCUGGAGCAGAAAAGACGAACGUUGAAGAUUGACGCCCACGAGGACGAUGUGAAUGCGGUGGCGUUUGCAGACAGCUCGUCUCAGCUGCUUUUCUCUGGCAGCGACGACGCACUGUGCAAGGUGUGGGACAGACGGACGCUGCGGGAGGACAGGCCACAGCCCGUCGGACAGCUGGCCGGACACCGGGACGGCAUCACCUUCAUCCACAGCAAGGGUGAUGCUCGCUAUCUGAUCAGCAAUUCCAAGGACCAGUCCAUCAAGCUGUGGGACGUCAGGAAGUUCUCACCCAAAGAGGGACUGGCAGCUUCCCGUCUGGCUGUCACCCAACAGAACUGGGACUACCGCUGGCAGCAGGUUCCCCAGAGAGCCCUGAAGAGACACAAGCUGACAGGCGACACCUCGGUGAUGACGUACCGCGGCCACGGCGUUCUGCACACCCUCAUCCGCUGCCGUUUCUCCCCAGAGUUCAGCACCGGGCAGAGGUUCAUCUACUCUGGCUGCUCCACUGGAAAAAUCAUCAUUUAUGACGUGCUGACGGGCAGCGUGGUCUCCAGACUGUCGGGCCACGACGCCUGCGUGAGGGACGUCAGCUGGCACCCGUACGAGGACAACGUGAUCAGCAGCUCCUGGGACGGAGCAGUGCGAAUGUGGGAGCACAGACAAACCCACCCUCUGGAGGAGGAGAGGGAGAGGGACAGCAAGUGAAAGACCACGAGAGAAAAGAGACGAGAUGUCCCACGUCGUCACCACAGACAGGAGAAAUUGGCUCUAACAGAGGAGGACGAGAAGCUCAGGACGACUGGGAGAUACUUAAAUACCUUUUAAUUCAAUGCUGGAUGUUAAUGAUUAUGAUCAUAGCUUGGUUGUGCAGCGUUCCUCAGGUGAUAAAGGUGAUCGGAGCUCGCUGAGACGACGUCUUCUGUUUGUCUUCUGGGUUUUUUUCUGGCCAAAACUUUUUUUAUUUGGCCUGAAACUUUUCAAAAUGCACUGCACUUAGUUAAUGAGCAGUUGAAAUGUAAUGGUAAGCUACUUAAUGAAAAAUCAGUGUGGACGCUGCAGGGAGAAGCUGGCCGCCAUGAUUCUGUGUAGAUGUAUUUUAAUGGAGCGUGUUCAGCGUCGGCAGUUUGCUGGUUUGGGAUCAGUUUGACUUUGCUGUAGUGAAUAACACGAGUCCACAUUUUAAGAUUAUAUUAAACACGAGUGUAUGAAAAUAAUCCAGCUGCUUAAAGUCGGAGCUGUUAACCUGUUCAUCGUGAUUUUCCCAUCAGCCCUCUGGCUUCCUGCGGUCAGAGCUGAGCUCCUGUAUCAGACUGGUCCUGAGAGUGUAAACACAAAAACUGACCCAGAGCAAAGAGUCAUGCUGAUUCGUUGAGAAGGUUUGAACGUGAGUGAUGAUGAUGAUGGAGUCAGGACUCGGUGGAGGACCUGGGGACGUGUGUGGACAAAAACUUACACACUUAUCUGUUUAUGCAAUUUUCAGGUGUUUAUAUCAAAGCCCACAUUUCUCUCUCAGACCGUUGUUUUACAGGAACAAUAAAACCUUUAAAUGUG
Molecule: messenger RNA, 2628 nt
Organism: Toxotes jaculatrix (banded archerfish)
Lineage: Eukaryota; Metazoa; Chordata; Actinopteri; Toxotidae
Gene: dcaf11
Product: ddb1 and cul4 associated factor 11
Exons: 15
Coding region: 169-1782 (537 amino acids)
Biological process (GO): proteasome-mediated ubiquitin-dependent protein catabolic process
Cellular component (GO): Cul4-RING E3 ubiquitin ligase complex
Molecular function (GO): protein binding
Source: RefSeq, a predicted model, not a curated record